This is a messenger RNA of Polistes canadensis, 1035 nucleotides long. Its product is annotated as mitochondrial GTPase 1. Gene Ontology annotation, cellular component: mitochondrion. The record is from RefSeq and is a predicted model, not a curated record. Bases 142 to 1035 code for a protein of 297 amino acids. Lineage: Eukaryota; Metazoa; Arthropoda; Insecta; Hymenoptera; Vespidae. The transcript has 2 exons. Gene Ontology annotation, molecular function: GTP binding; GTPase activity.
UAUUGCCCACUGGUGGUCCCGGUAGUAACAAAAAUGAAACUGAUAGGUAAAAAAGGGGACUUCUGAGCUAUGUAUUAUAUUUAACCUGAAAACGAUAUUUUUCAUAAUAUUGUUAGAAGAUUAUUAAGAAGUUGAGCAAAAAUGAAGGAUAUAGGAGGUACAGUAGCAACAACUUUUCGAGAAACAUUUAAACUAGUUAACAAAGAAACUUUACGAUGGUUUCCUGGACAUAUGGAUAAAGGUUUAAAGCAAAUGGAACAACGUUUGAAGAAUGUUGAUUGUAUAAUAGAAGUACAUGAUGCUAGAGUACCAGUUUCAGGACGUCAAGCAGAUUUUCGUCGUACUUUGACCGGUUUAAAACCACAUAUUUUUGUGUUAAAUAAGAUUGAUUUGGCAGACUUAAAAUUUAAGAAGCAAAUAGUAUCUCAUUUACAGAAUGAAGGAUUGUCUAAUAUUCUUUUUACUAAUUUCAAAGAUUCUACUUGUAAGGGAAUGAAAAAGAUAUUACCUUUGGCAAAAAAAUUAAUAUUAAAUUCUGAACGAUAUAAUAGAAGUAAUGAAGAGUCUUUUGCGAUGAUGAUCAUCGGUAUACCUAAUGUAGGAAAAUCUUCUUUAAUCAAUCGUUUAAGAAAUACUCAUUUAAAAAAAGCAAAAGCUACACAAGAAGGACCUAUAGCAGGAGUAACACGGUCCGUACUAACUCAUAUAAAAAUAUCUGAAAAUCCAGAUUUCUUUUUAUUGGACACUCCAGGUAUUUUAGCACCUCACGUAAAUAAUAUAAAUUGCGGUCUCAAAUUAGCUUUGAUUGGUUGCUUACAAGAUCAUUUGGUAGGAUAUACUACAGUUGCUGAUUUUCUGCUUUUCUCUUUAAAUAAAUAUAAAAAAUAUGAGUAUGUGGAAAAAUUAGGGUUUAAAUAUAUCCCCUGCAGAUAUACCAACUUUACUUUCAUUUUUUACAAAGUGCGCUUGCGGCUUGAAUUGUUUCAUGCACAUGCGUAUAACAUUUUGGCCACUUAUGACGUCACCAUUUCAUAA